This is a messenger RNA of Schistocerca piceifrons (Central American locust), 8483 nucleotides long. It is a transcript of the gene dco, whose product is annotated as casein kinase I. Lineage: Eukaryota; Metazoa; Arthropoda; Insecta; Orthoptera; Acrididae. Gene Ontology annotation, cellular component: nucleus; cytoplasm. The record is from RefSeq and is a predicted model, not a curated record. Bases 159 to 1490 code for a protein of 443 amino acids. Gene Ontology annotation, molecular function: ATP binding; protein serine/threonine kinase activity. The transcript is spliced from 10 exons. Gene Ontology annotation, biological process: endocytosis; peptidyl-serine phosphorylation; signal transduction.
CAGGGGUUGGUCAUAUGUUAGUGGAUAUAUUCUGAAAUAUGAGAAACCCAAAUAAAUCUCGGUUUUGGUGUCGUACAUCAGUCUCUUGAUGGACCCAUGUAAUACAAAAUAAACGGCCUCACUGUCUGUAUUAGGCAUUGCGCCCCACAAAUUCGGAAAUGGAGCUCCGUGUGGGGAACAAAUACAGACUAGGCCGUAAAAUAGGCAGCGGAUCGUUUGGAGAUAUAUAUUUAGGGACGAAUAUAUCAACUGGUGAGGAAGUUGCAAUUAAAUUAGAAAGUAUUAGGACUAGACACCCGCAGUUACAUAUUGAGUCGAAGUUCUACAAGUUGAUGCAAGGUGGAGUUGGCAUACCAUCCAUCAAAUGGUGCGGUUCAGAAGGAGAUUAUAAUGUUAUGGUGAUGGAGCUCUUGGGUCCAUCUUUAGAAGAUCUCUUUAAUUUUUGUUCACGUCGAUUUUCGCUGAAGACUGUUCUCUUACUGGCUGAUCAACUGGUUUCUCGAAUAGACUACAUUCACAGUCGGAACUUCAUACAUCGAGACAUAAAACCUGACAAUUUCCUCAUGGGGUUGGGCAAGAAAGGAAAUCUAGUUUAUAUAAUUGACUUUGGUUUAGCCAAGAAAUAUCGUGAUGGACGCUCUCAUCAACAUAUCCCGUAUCGAGAGAACAAGAAUUUGACUGGUACUGCACGAUAUGCCAGCAUCAACACUCAUCUUGGCAUAGAACAAAGCCGUAGAGACGAUUUAGAAUCACUGGGGUAUGUUCUCAUGUACUUCAACAGGGGGUCGCUGCCUUGGCAGGGGCUGAAAGCUGCUAAUAAACGACAGAAAUAUGAGCGAAUCAGUGAAAAGAAAAUGUCAACUUCCAUUGAUGAGCUCUGCAAAGGUUAUCCAGCCGAAUUCCAUGCCUACCUAAACUACUGUCGCUCAUUACGGUUUGAAGAGCGGCCUGACUAUUCUUACCUUCGUCAGCUAUUUCGGACACUCUUUCAUCGUCAGGGCUUCACGUACGACUAUGUGUUUGACUGGAACAUGCUGAAAUUUGGAGGAUCUAGACAUGGAGGACCAGAAGAACAGCAACGUGAGCGACGUUUUACAUCGAGAACAGCUCAAGGUGCUACAGGUCCUGCUGUAUGUACAGGGGCUGCAGCAGGAGUUGGUGCUACUAGCCGUCGCACUCAGACACCAUUCGAUACAGUCAAUACUCCCCCUGGCAAUGCUCCUCCAGUUACCACAGCAAAUCCUACAACUGCAUCUCCCCGAGGGCGUGCUGGUGAGGUACAGGAAAGAAGAGUUAGUAUGCGGUUACAUAGAAGUGCCACCGGUGGAGCACCAAAUGUUUCCACAUCAGACCUGACAAAUACACGCAAUCCUGAUGUGUCUAAGCAGACCAAGAAGCGCCAACGUGGCUCAGAUGGCUCCACCAGUGCCAACGGGGCUGAGCCCCGGGGGAGGAGGGGCCGCAGGGGGGGGAGGAGGCUCUGCUCAUAGAGGGAGCUUGUCCAAGGAUAGCAUCGUGCGACAUACCAAGAAAUGAAAGAUUGGUGUUAUUGAUACUAAAACUGUGAUCAAAAAGCCAUUGUAUUGAGUCAAACAGUUGUCUGCUCCCUCAAUAAAUGCUUUGAUUAUUCAGUAUGACAGUCUGAACUGAAAGGUAUGAAUUCCUCUCAUGGGGUUUGGGAGCAUAUGCUGGAGGCGGAUGUGUUGGAAGUUGAGCCUGUGAGUACAAGCAGCUCUCAGUUGUGUUGCCUAUGUGAUGUCUGUGAAGUUUGAUAACUAUCAUCUGGAGGAAUAUUACAUCAAUAUGUGCACUGUGUUGGUAAAAAAACUGAUUAAAUCAACAGAAUUAUUAGUAAAAAGAUUACUGGAAAAAUACCCACUUUGGGUGAAGGUUGUCUACAAGAAAUAUGUUUAAAAAGACUUUAAAAAAAAUUACCCACCUUGCAUUUUAUAAGAAACAUGCCUUUGUAAUUUUAAAUGUGAAUUUUGGCAAAAUCAAUUGUGUAUUGCAAUUUCUGCGAGAGAAUGGAGCUGUUGUGUAAGGAGAAUGAGUCUGCUGUCAGAACAUAUCUCUCUCUCUCUCUCUCUCUCUCUCUCUCUCUCUCUCUCUCUCUCUCUCUCAUGAGCGAUUAUGUGCCUGCGUGUGUAAAGAGUGGUGUCUGUGUGUGUGUGUGUGUGUCCAAAGUUGUCUUAUGUUUUGUUUCAUACACACAUGAAGCAGCUGAUAUCUCAUACAGAAAUGAAAUAUGGUUUAAUGUUUUUAUAUAGAGAUAUUUUAUUCUUUAAUUAAACUAGUCAUUCACUCCCUUCAUGUUAUUUGACUUCUGUGCAGCAGAGAGAAAUUUAAUGAGCCAGGCUGUCUGUGGUUUUCUGUGGCUGACAUCUAAAUAACAGAAUUUUUGUAAUGUGAUUUCCACUAGUUCUUGUUGUUCAGAAGCACCAGAAAACAAAGAAACCAUCUUUUUUCCAGUUACCUAGAGUCAGACACAUGGACAUAGCGAUAUUGAAAUAUAAUUCCUAAUUUUUAUUUAUAUUCUAGAGAUUGUGUCUUGUUUAAUUGUUUAUAAAAAAUUUUGUAUGUGAUAUAUUUUAAUUAAUGUUCUACACAAUUAUUUUGUAUUUUUGCAUUGCAGAAGCAAUGUUCAUAACAUUUCCUAGCACCAGUUCUGUGUUUUAAGUUACAGAGAAAAUUUUGUAUACUAGAAUAGUUAUCCGUGUAUUUAAUGAUGUGAACCUUCCCCUUGCUCUUAGGUAUUAUUGCCUUUGCUACAAAAAUUACAGUUCAAUUGCCUGUAACAGAUGGAAUGUAUUUAUCCAAGCUAUUUUCAGAAUUGCUUAUUAUAAGGAACAAUAACAAUUUUGCACUAACUACAUUGUAAGACUGAUUCCUGAUACAGUGGUGUUGUUGUAGAAAUUUGGUUUUAAUAAUGGAAAAUUGUUUGAAUAGGUGUGUAUAUAAAUUAAAAUUUGUAUGUAUUGUGUGCUUUGUAAAUUGUUCAUGUUAUAUGUAUUGCCUUCGAGAACAUAGAAAAUGCUAGCUAUAUCAUUUAGACAGUGUGGUUGUUGGACGUUGAAAAAUAAUUCUGCAAAAAGAACUUCUUAGGUUAUUCCCUUAUUUACAAAAUAAAUUCGGCAACCAAUCAUUUAAAAACUGUUGUGAGAACAGUUUCAGAUUUAAAUGUCCCGUGUGUGUGUGUGUGUGUGUGUGUGUGUGUGUGUGUGUGUGUGUGCGUGCGCGCGCACAUUUGUGCGCACUCUGUUAUAAUACAUUUUCGGUGUGGCCUGCAGAUAUUUCUUUUUCCUCCAAAUAGAAAAGGAGUACUAGAACUAUGCACUAAAAUUAAUUUGGUUCCAAACUGGAGCCUGGUGAUUCUGACUUGACAUUUACACAAUAACCUUUAGAUUCUGACCAAAGACUUCAUUCCUUAGAGAACAGAGAAUUUAAAAUACGGCACCCUUCAUUUACAUACAUGUGUAUUGUGUGGAGCCUGUGGUUUUGUAAAAAUUUCAUUAUGUUUAACACUGUCAAAAAUGGUAACUAGUCCCUCAUAUUUCAUAAAGUGUAUUGACUCAUUCUGUGUAUGGGAACAAGCUACUCUGGCUGUUUAAUACUUCUGGUUUUUUUUGUGGAAGCUCGAGCCCUUGGAAGUGGAAUGUGCUGUAUUAUCACCUGUAUGCAAAGGUGUUCGCGACAGGGGCACUUGCACUCCCCCCUUCCCUCCUCGAAUCUGGGAUACAGAGUUUUUACUCAUAUAUUGAGUGGAUACCCAAUUCUCUGGGAUAGAAUAAGGUUUGUGUAUCACCUAUAAAAUUUGAUUCUUAUGGCAUGAUAUCUCAAAACUGACCACCUCAUUUAUAAAAGAAAUGCUGAUUUUUAGAGUCUGCUUGUAAAAAUUUCAGUGAAUACCCAUGUCUGUAAGUGACUGAUACGGACAUUUCAUCACACAUUAAGAGAGAUGUUUAUAUUUAAGUUACACUGAAGCAAGCAAUGAGUCAAAAAUUGUGUAUUUGCGUAGCUAAAUCUGUGCAAUUGCUUGUUAGUUUUCCAGUGUCAAAAGUUGUUACACUUCAGCAUCUCAUUACAUUUUCAUAAAGAAAUAAGAUUGAAAUGCCUCAUGCACUUCUGUUAGUUAUAAAAGGAAUUUAAAUUUUCCUUCAAUAGGACAGUAUCUAUUAUGAAAGAGAAAAUUUGGCAGAAAAGUGAGAACUUAUGAGACAGGCAAUAAACUACACAGACUGUUGAAGAAAGAUCCCUCAGUCUUAUUUGAUGUUUCACUUUGCAGCUUUUUAAGAACUGCAGCAUUUUCUUAGAAUGUAUUCUGCCUACCCAGUCAUCACCAUCAAAAUCUCUUAAAUGUAUUCGGAGUUACAACUGCAGCAGAAUCUUGCAACAGUUAUAAUUAAAAUCACAUUACUCUCUCUCAUGACUAAUUUCUUGGUCUAUACUUCUUUACCAUCGAAAUUAUUUCUCAGAUUUUAUCAGUAUUUUAUAUCAGUAUGGUGUUUAUUGGUCUGUUUUCAGCUGCCAUUUAAGAAUAAAUAAAAUUCUUUCAGUCAUCUUCACUGCAAUACUUUCUUCUGCAUAUCUUUUACGAUGCAGUGUUCUUGAAAUCGUUGAUAAUUACAUUAAUAUAAUGAAAUAUCUGGUAUGUUAACUUAAUUUAACGUAUUGAAUAUGUAAUUUCUAAUUACUUGUGACCUCCUCCUUCUAUGCCAAAAAAUAAAAUGUUGGCUAUUGAUCUUUUUCCUGAAAUUUUUGUAAGUUGUUGUAAACUGCUUAUUUCUGUUAUGUUGGUGGUAAAAAUACUGAAAUCCAGUUGAUACUAGUGAUGUCUAUUGAGACAGCUGUUUGACUGCAAUUUGACACAGAUUAUUUGUUCAGCACAUAAUUGUAGAAAAAUAUCUUUUUGCCCAAUUAGAUAAUUCUGUGUACCUGCCACUGUUUACAACAGUGAAUGGAUCAUGCAGCCCACAUGUGGCAUUUCAUCACAUGUACCAUUUUUAAGAGAGUUAUAGGUCUUUAAGCAAGAAAUGAUAGUGAACACACUCACAGCUAAACAUAUGGCUUUUUGACUUCGCUUUGAGAUUUUUUUAAAGUCUACUAGUCAGUAUAAAGUGCACUCACUUCAGUGAGAAAUAUCUCCAACUUAUUGCUUUAAAAUUAUGAUUUUCAUAAAUUGUGAGCAAACAAUUUUCAUCUUUCUGCAGACUCCACCUAAAAUUCCCACUUAGUUAUCAAAUAUUCAUUUGCUCAAGUCAUUAAUAUUCAAAACACCUAACUGAUGAUUAAACAUAAUGUUAAAGUGGAUGUCUGUAAUUGUCUGAUUUUUUUGGGGUUUGGUAGCGUGUUUUUUGGGUGUCUAGUCAGAUUUAUAUAAAGUUGAAUCAUCAGCUUGACUGGAUACCCAAAAGUGUUUUGCCUGUUAACUCAUAUUGACAUUCAUUAUUUAGAUCAGGGGUAGUCAACUCUGUUUACCUACUGCCAACUUCUGUAUCUCUAUUGAUUGUAAAAUUUUCUAGCUGCCCACCACUUCGACAGUAAUGUUGAUUUAUGUAAUAGACAAGUAACGUUAUUUUGUAAGAUUUAUAAAGCAGAGUUAAAGCAUGUAACCUAAUGAAAAUGUUUUUAAAAAUCAUGCCACCCAUCAUGAAAGCUGUAACGCCCACUAGUGGAUGGUAGAGACUAGGUUGACUACCACUGAGUUAGACAGUACUGUGCAAAGACUGUCACAGUAGAAGUAAUCUAUUAUUAUUUUCCUCUGUCCAUGUAAGUAGUACUGUACAAUAACUCCAAUUCUGGACUGGUUUGCAACAAAUGUUGUCAACAGUAGUUUUAUUUGGAUAAUUUCAUGUUAAAAAAAGGGUUUCAAAAAUCAUUGUAUUAAAAUGCAUACAUGGGAAUUUCAGCACUGCUGUAUCAGUGGUACGUUUUGUAGUAAUAUCACCUGAUAAAUACAGGCAGAUGAAUGUUAGGUAACAGUUUACAGUUCAAUUUGAAAUCAAAACUAGGUACAAACUUCAUAUUCUUCACAUGUAAGAUUAAUUUUUUGGAAGUGGAAAUUUGUCCUACUGAGGUCAUGUUUAAUGAGAAUAAAAAAUAAUCUCCCAUGCCAUGGCUGUUAGCCAUAAAUUCAGUGCACGUUCUAAGGUAUUCAGAUUAGUGAAUUAAAGAUGACAACUCUUCAAUGUAAUCACUGGCCUUCAUAUAUAAAUGCCUUCAUUGCAAUAAUGAGCUGCCUAAAAAUUGGUGCAUCAGUAGUAUAUAUAUCCCAGAGCAUUAGUCACUGAUUCAUAGAAUUUUAAAGUGACAUGUAGCAUCAAGAACAUCACCAGAUGUCUUACUCUGAUUUCAACUAGAGGCUUUUGAAACCACAGCUAAACAUUUUACUGUUUUUGCCACUUACGAGAAACUUGUUGUCAGUGAUCAGUCUGGUCACAGUUUAUUCAAUCAUCUUACAAACUGAUGCUGAACAUUAACUGGAAGUGCUGAGAUGUUUGAGUGACACGGCCCCAUAAAGAAGAAGAGAGAUUUAAUAGUUGCACCUGAUUAAUGUGGUUUGGAAUGAGUUAAAGUACUGAAUUUCCUCACACAUAAAAGGAAAUUGCCCUUGCCUAUCAAAAUGAUUUUGAUGAAAACAUAAAUACAAUCUUAGGUUGGAAUAUAGUGACCCAACAUGAAUAAAAUAUCUGUGUGACUGCUGAUUAACAUAGUCAGUUUCAGGUACAUAUGUAGCUUAAUGUGAGAAUGUCAAGCAAAUGUGUGAGAGUUUUAUAAUUUUUAAGUACAGUAUUUAAUUAACUGUUCUUCAGCUGAAAAAAGACAAACUUUUGCACUGACAACUGACUGUCAGACAAAAGACAAAGCUUUUGAGAAAAUUGAUUCAUAUGUUCUUAAGCAUCUUCUUAACAAAAAUAUUACCCCAAAUUUGCUGAUGUUACUAUCCUUUUCAGUUACUGGGCAAGGUAAGAGUAGCUUCUAAGCUGGACAUCAUUCUCAGCUAAAAACUUUUACUGCUACAGAUGUCACCUCUGCAUUCCAUGCUGAGGGCAAAUUUUGUUAUGACUGUACUUUUCGCCAAAUGCUGUGCCUGUGGUGAGAGAUGACCUUCCAACCAGUAUGAAAUACUCAUCAGAUUUUGCAAGGACUAUCAGGUGAAAAAAAAUUGAUUUUUGCACAUCUUUCAGUCUGAUAUCUUCACUUGAUAAAGAUCUGUGUUGCUCUUCGUUAUACGUCAUGCUUACUGCAAUGCAUCAAAUUAAGUAAAACAUUGAAUGACAUUUUAAAGAGCUUGCAGAGGUAAAAACACAUUGUGUAUGGUUGACUUUACUCAUACGGUUGCACUGAAUGAAAUGUAGACAAGAUAUUGAAAUUCUGUGUAAAAUUGAGAGCAGAAUGAUCUCACUUUGUUCUAGACUUAUUAGGUUUUGUAUCUGACAGACAGUCAUGUGCCACACGCCCAUUGACAUCCUUCCGCACCAUGAAUCAUGUUGUCAUAAUUCUCAUACCUCGUAAAUGAGACAUGUAUGUUGUAUGUUAAAUACAUGCAACUUUUUUAUUCACUGAGGAAGUAGCUCGUCCAGAGCACUGAGAAAUUGGUGACUCGGGACGCAUACAGAUGUCCAUAGCGCUGUAGGGAAACCAAGUGACACGUGUGUACAUGUCCACAGCACCUCGAUGAACAACGUAGCAGGACAUGUAAGCAUAUCCACAACAGUGAAAGGGUCGAAAACCUUCAUUUGUGCAUGUGAGAGAGCAUACUAAAAACUAAAGUUGUAAGAUUUAAGGCUCACAAAAAGCCCUCUCCAGAUACAUAGGGAAAUAAAACUGUUUCAUUUUGUGUAGAUGGGCUAGAUAUCUUGACAGGAAAUCUGUUGAAUAGUUAAUUUAGUUUCUAUAUCAUGGUUUGGGAUUUUAAUGGAAAACUCUAUGAACAUAGACUGAAAUAUAAGAUAGAACUUUGAUAUCCAAGUACAAUCAUAUGCAGUGCCUCUCAGGGCAGUUCUGAUUAUUCUUUCAUGUUUUCGCAUUUCAGUGAAAUGUUAUCACCUUUAAAUGGCAGAUGACUAUAAGCGUGCGUGAGAGGGAGAGAUUCAGUUAUAAAGUUGCUCCAUGUAUGCAUUUGCUGGGUCUUUCACUGAUUGGUCUGUAAAAUAAUGACCAUGUUUUAAUAUUAUGAAAAGUAUGGAUUGCUACUCACAUAUGUCAAAGGCGCUGAGUUGCAGAUAGGCACAAUACAAGACCGUCAAACAAGUAAACUUGCGGCCAAAAAGACCUUCAUGAGAAUUGGACCUACCCAUGCACGUACACGUGUGCAUGCACAAACACAACUCACACACGCAUGACCACAGUCAUGCAAGGCUAGCCAGAGAGAGAGAGAGAGAGGGAGUGUGUGUGUGUGUUUGUGUUUGUGUGUGUGUGUGUGUGUGUGUGUGUGUGUGUGUGUGUGUGUGUGUGUUCCAAAGGAGACCUUUUUAUCAGAAAGC